GAGCUAAUUGAAGGUUCUUUUUUACAAUGUACUAAUAAUCUCCAUCUCGUCUAUCAUGCACAUUACCCUUACCACACCAUUACCAUUGACAUUUACCAUCUUUCAAAAUCACAAACAAUAUCAUAGACAUUUCUCAUCAUUCGUCUCCAUUGUAACCAUCCUCACCUUCCUCGUUGCCAUCUUCCUCAACUACAGAUCAGAUUACAAAGAUCUCAUUGACUGCUAUGAGUCUGUCUAUGUUGUGAUCAUGAACCAACAGAAUGAGCCGCUUCUUACUGUUCACGAUCUCCUAGCACGCGAGGUGCCAAGCCUACGACGUGCCAAUCUACCAUUGAUUCACCGGGCUAUCACCUAUGUCGUCGCUGUCCGUGAAUUGAUGGUGCGUUUCUAUAUAGACGAGCCGGUGUACCUUUUAAUAAAGUGGAAUCACACAUUCGAUGGGGAUAUCAAGCCUUCUUUUUGGCAGGCAUUAGCAACAAUUUUGCUUACCCAGCAAAUUCUUGCUCAAUCAUUUUUGCUAUUUGCAUGCAGAUUCUUCAUGCAUAUCAUUAUCUGCAUUCCGAUCCUCUUUAUACCCACAUCAUAUAAACAAGGCUACGAGAAUAUUUCAUACUUUUGCUCGUGGAUUUUCACUAUCGCUCUGUUGCCAUGUAGUGUCUGUGCCACGAGGGAGGAAUGGAGGCUCUUGGUGGAGGAUAUAGAGGGCGCGAUAGAGGAUGUUGCCAACGGAGAUUAAUAGCAAGAUGGAAUUAAAUACAAUUCUUCUUCUUUUAAUCUAUUUUCAUCACGGCCGAUUGACUUACA
Botrytis cinerea B05.10 is the source of this 804-nucleotide messenger RNA. RefSeq lists its product as hypothetical. The transcript has 2 exons. NCBI's taxonomy places the organism in Eukaryota, Fungi, Ascomycota, Leotiomycetes, Helotiales, Sclerotiniaceae. The record is from RefSeq and is a predicted model, not a curated record. The coding region runs from base 56 to 736 and encodes 226 amino acids.